This is a messenger RNA of Sardina pilchardus (European sardine), 5649 nucleotides long. RefSeq names its product jumonji domain containing 6, arginine demethylase and lysine hydroxylase (gene jmjd6). Gene Ontology annotation, cellular component: nucleus; cytoplasm. The transcript is spliced from 8 exons. Gene Ontology annotation, molecular function: P-TEFb complex binding; histone H4R3 demethylase activity. NCBI's taxonomy places the organism in Eukaryota, Metazoa, Chordata, Actinopteri, Clupeiformes, Clupeidae. Gene Ontology annotation, biological process: phagocytosis. Bases 1 to 1209 code for a protein of 402 amino acids. The record is from RefSeq and is a predicted model, not a curated record.
AUGAACCACAAAAGUAAGAAGAGAAUCAAAGAGGCGAAGCGGAGUGCCAGACCCGAGCUGAAGGACUCCACAGAUUGGAUAAAACAUGACUACUACGAGACUUUUGACGUCUCGCACCGGACAGUGAAGGAUAAUGUGGAGCGUGCGGACGCGCUGCGCAUCACGCCAGAUGAGUUUAUCCAGCGGUACGAGCGGCCCUAUAAGCCCGUGGUGCUGCUGGGCUGUCAGGAGGGCUGGCCUGCCAAGGACAAGUGGAGCCUGGAGCGCCUCAAGAGGAAGUACCGCAACCAGAAGUUCAAGUGUGGAGAGGACAACGAGGGCUACUCGGUGAAGAUGAAGAUGAAGUACUACAUCGAGUACCUGGAUGCGACGCGUGACGACAGCCCGCUCUACAUCUUCGACAGCAGCUACGGGGAGCACGCCAAGCGCCGCAAGCUGCUCGACGACUACCAGGUGCCGCUCUUCUUCCGCGACGACCUCUUCCAGUUCGCCGGCGAGAAGAGACGGCCACCGUACAGGUGGUUUGUGAUGGGUCCGGGCCGCUCGGGGACGGGCAUCCAUAUCGACCCGCUGGGCACGAGCGCCUGGAACGCCCUCGUGCACGGGCACAAGCGCUGGUGCCUGUUCCCCACCAACACACCCAGAGAACUUAUCAAGGUGACGCGUGAGGAGGGCGGGGCCCAGCAGGACGAGGCGAUCACAUGGUUCAGUGUGAUCUACCCGCGCACGCAAUCCCCCUCAUGGCCCGCAGAGUUCCGACCGCUCGAGAUCCUGCAGAGGCCUGGAGAGACCGUCUUCGUACCAGGAGGCUGGUGGCAUGUGGUUCUGAACAUGGACACCACCAUCGCGGUGACCCAGAACUUUGCCAGCACCACCAACUUCCCCAUCGUCUGGCACAAGACCGUGCGCGGCAGACCCAAGCUCUCACGCAAGUGGUACCGUGUGCUGAAGCAGGAGCGGCCUGACCUGGCUGUGAUGGCUGAUAAGGUGGACCUGCAGGAAUCCACGGGCAUCGCCUCCGACAGCUCCAGCGACUCCUCCUCCUCCUCCUCCUCCAGCUCCUCAGACUCCGACUCAGAGGACUCGGGGUCGGAGGGGGAGCCCAUGUCUCACCGCAGGAAGAAGCGCCGCACCUGCGGCAUGAUGGGUAAUGGCGACAUCUCCGCAAAGGACGACUGCGUCAGCAAAGAGCGCAGCUCGUCACGGUGACAUCAUCGCCCGUCACCACGCCCCCCCUUGCCCCAAGCCACGCCUCCUCGCUUUCUGGCUUAAUCGAUCUCGAGCUUUUCUCCUUCAUCGUGUCUCUCCCUGCUCCCUCUGUUCUCUCGCUCUUUUCCAAAUCCCUCUUGGUCUCCCUAUCCCCCCUGCUCUCUCACAUUCUCUGUCUAUCGCUCUCUCCAUUCCUUCCACCACCACCAUAUCUCCCUCUCUCUCUCCUCCCUCCUCCCUCUCUCCCUUUCUCUCCCUCUCUCUCUCUCUCGCCCUCCCUCUCUCCUUUCUCUCUCUGUCUUUCAUUUCUCCUUCCGACAUUGCCUCUUUCCAUUGUGUGUUCCCCUCUCUCUCUUUCUCUCUUUCUCUCUCUCUCUCUGUCACUCUCUCCAUCUUUCCCUUUCUUCUGUCCUCCCUCCAUCUUGGUGCCAGAUAGCUGCUGUGACCCAGAGGCAGCAAUGCUGAUGCAGUUGCCAUGGGGACGACCCCAUCGAGGGGUCAUCAUCAUCUGCUGCGGCUUGACUGGAAGAUAACAACAAACAACAAUUGUUGUUGUUUUUUUGUUUGUUUGUUUUUUUCGGGCUCCAUUUUCUCUCUCAAUGUGCUGUAGCAUAGAGAAGAAUUGACAGACGCUCCAAAGGACUCUGGGAUAGCACAGGGGUCCUUGGAGGACUGAGUUUGUCUGAGUCUCUCAUCUCUUGGAUGAAGAAGACGAAGAUGAGGAAGGGGAUGAUGAAGACGACGGUUAUGAACUCGUUUGGCUUCAGCGCUCUCUUCGGCACACCAAACUUUCGAGGGCGAACGAUCGCUAACGCUAAAAGACUCACGCUAAAGCCUUCUUCUGCGAUUUUUCUUUUGCCUACGGAUCUCACAGAAGCUAUAUUUUUCAUCAGCAAUUAAUUAACUGAGCAGUGAUUACUUGCUUUGCUUAUUUUAUUGAUUUGUUUUAUUGAUUUGUUUGAUUGAUUGAUUGAUUGAUGAGGAGUUCGUAAAACAUGGCCGCUACACUCCACAGUCAGCCGUCCCUUGGGUGUGUGUGUGUGUGUGUGUGUGUGUGUGUGUGUGUGAGAGAGAUAAUCAGAGCGUGUCACUUAACAGCGGAAACGGAUGCACUAAUUAUUGAGCUGAUGAGGCGGGGUAUAGGGGUGUGUGUGUGUGUGUGUGUGUGUGUGUGUGUGUGUGUGUACUGAUGAGACGGGGUAGACCAAACCCCUUGCUGCUGCCACCGCUUUCCGCUCGAGGAGCUGGUUAUCACACUUCGCUAAGAGAGUGUGUGUGUGUGUGUGUGUGUGUAGGUUGGGAGUAUACAGGAGGCUAGAACCUUUAUAAUCCAGGAUGAACUCCUCCUGCAUCACUUUGCUGUGUGUGUACGCACACACACACAUGCGUCAUUGUCUGUCAAACACCAUAUCCAGCCUGCAGCAUGCGCUGAAAUCUGACGGCAGCAAAAGCUCCUCUCUGUGUCACCCCCGAGGUCUCCAGGUCUACGUUCAGCUUUCCUGUGGUUCGGAACCAGCCUGCUGUGCUCCUGCACUGGGUUUCGUAUGGAUCCGGAUCCCGUAGAAGCUUCCGGGUGUGAUCAGCUGUCUGGUGGCAGCUGUGCCGUGUGUGUGUGUGGGCCGUCCCGGGCUGCUGAGUCUUCACCGCCAGUCCAUCACAGCUGUGCUCAGAGCAGCCAGUCUGCUCCCUGGACAAGAUUAGAUUUGCCCACUGACCACAAUAAUGGGCUGUUGCUCAGCAACCAGACUGGUCACUGUGGUGACGAGAGCAGAAUUCUGGUUGUCAUGGUGUCCACAUCAAACAUUCUCUUGAUUGAGCCUCUUGUUCCUGUCGGACAGAUCAAUCACACUGUGUCAGGACAAACACACACACACACACACACACCACACACACACACUCCCUUUUUGUUUAAUCUCACUUGCUUUGUACUCUUUAGUUGAACUAUACACUCCCUGCACCUCACACACACACACACACACACACUCUCACUACAAACACUUUUGAAUCUGCAACUGAGACCGAUGUUUUUGUUUGCUUUUGUUUUAGUGUAUUUUCCCCUCAUCUGUGUUGUUCUAAUGAUGAGCCAAGAACAACAUGAUUAUGGGUGUUAGGCCACUGGAGAUUUAAUCAACACACACAACACACGGUUAGAUAAAUAUAUUUUUUUUUCACACACACACCUAAUCAACACACUCACACACUCUCUCUUCUAAUGGCUGAUGUGGUGAUAAUAGCCUACCUGGCCCUCCGCUCCCAGGGAGUGCCCUGUUACUGAACGAAGGGGAUUGGCUGAGAUGCCAUCCAAUGGGAAUCUGGCUCUCUAGAUGCCAUCCAAUGGGAGUCUGACUCUCUAGAUGCCAUCCAAUGGGAGUCUGACUCUCUCACCUGCUCUUUGCCGCACUACCGUCUUAGGCCCGGCACAGAGACGCAAGCCCAGGUGCACUCUGGGUAAUCAAGUUUAAAGCCAGCCUGAGCCAGACACAGACACACGCCCAGAUGCAUUCUGGGUAGCAGAUGUCAAAGCCAGCGCGUAGAUGUGUGAGAUCAUGGUCACAUGAUGGUGUGUCUGAGCGGGCAACUGAUCAGCGGAACUCUGGAUCGUGACCCUUCACCCCUCACCCCUGGAGAGCGGCGGGCGAGGUGUGUGUGCCACCUCUCUGUGGUGUGUUUGUUUGGCAUGUCUGUGUGUGCUCACAGCUCACGCUUAGUUUGGUGCCACUCGACCCAACAGAAGCACUUGGAUGUGGUCGGGCCUGGACGUGGUCCAGAGUUAGCUGAUCAUCUUUUCUGGCCGAUCGUCGGCGUUUAGGCCGAUCUUUCUGGCCGAUCGUCGGCGUUCAGUUCGAUGUUUCUGGCCGAUCGUCUGCUUUCAGUUAGCUGUUUCUGGCCGAUCGUCUGCGUUUAGUUAGCUGUUUCUGGCCGAUCGUCUGCGUUUAGUUAGCUGUUUCUGGCCGAUCGUCAGCGUUUAGUUAGCUGUCCCCUCGAUACCUGCUGCUGCUACGGAGUGUCUUUGUCUCCUUAAAUGCCGUCGUGCUUUCAUUGUUCUGAGCUCAGUGCCGUUAGACGCGUUAGCGAACAUAUCGACUGAGUCUGGAGGUUCAGAACCUCGUCCAGGUGCCUGCAGGCUCUGGCCUGAAAUGCACCUGGUUCUGGCCCACAGCCCGGGCCCAAAUGCUGUUGAAAAUCCUAUUUCCCAGGCUGCAGAGCCGACUCUUCCCCGAGUCCAACAAAUCAUGCUAUUCUCAUAUUCCUGUUUCAGUCCACGACUGUGUGGCCGUGGGUUCAGAGGCAUCAUCUGACGAUAUCUCCAGUGAUUGAUUCUUCCGCAUUGUGAAGGUUCUUUGUAGUCGGUUAAAAGAAAAGGAGUCAGUGUUGGGUCUUUGUAUAAAACACACACACACACACACACACACACACACUCUUGAGAUCUGGAGAAUUCUCUCUCCCCCUUAGAUCCGUAUCAGCGGUUCACUCUUUGUGCAGUAGGGGGCAUCAGUGUGCCCCUGUGUAACACACACACACACACACACACACACACACACACACACACACACACACACAGACACAGACACACUUUCCACACUAAACAGCAUUUUCAAAAAUCAGCGUUUAUUGUAUACAAGGUUAAAUUGUGCAGUCUCGUGGUAGAGCCAUCUUCAGAAUGGUCCAUCUGGACAGCUGUGAAGACCAUGGCGUGAGCGUGUCUGUAGGGCCCAGCAUUCAGACCCCCAUAAGCGGUGCCCAGUAGCUGCUAACUGACCUGUGUGUGUGUGUGUGUGUGUGUGUGUGUGUGUGUGUGUGUGUGUGUGUGUGUGUGUGUGUGUGUGUGUGUGUGUGUGUGUGUGUGUGUGUGUGUGUGUGUGUGUGUGUUGAUCAGUUGUGUUAAAAGGUUAAAAGUGCUGUGGCUGCUGUGUUGUGUGUGUGUGUGUGUGUGUGUGUGUGUGUGUGUGGAGUCAUGUUGCUGUUUCUUCAUAGCUUCUGUUCCACUAAAAGUGCCUGUUUUGUGCGCCAGGUAGUUUUGUCUGAUUGUUCGUUUGUUUGUUUGUUUGUUUGUUUUUGUUUUCAUGGUGUCUGGUUGUGGCCAAGCAGAGUGGGAGAGUUCAAUAUGCUGCUUCCUGUGUGAGCCGGCAUUCUUAAAGGUGACGUGCAUCAGGUGAUGUGCAUCAGGUGAUGUGCGCUUGUUUGGUCUGCGAAGAGAGCUUUUUGAAAACGAGUCGUGGACGCCUGCACCUGAUUGGUCCUGUGUGGCGGUGAACCCUGUCAGGCCACUGCUGAUUGGUUCGCUGCCUCCGCAGCUCAACGCCGAGCUUCUAGAAUGGGGUGCUUGUGUUGACUGUUUCCACCCUUGAGGAUCAGGUGUGAAAAUGGAACCACUCCCUCAUGGAAACGGGCGAAAAGGAAAAAAAUAAAUACUUAUUGAUUCAAUAAAUUUUUCUAUGU